UGUGGGUCCUAGGCAUUACCAUGGCAGCCUUCAUUCAUGCUUUUGUGGCGUUCGCAGAAGGAGGCAAUGACCAAGUGAACAGCGAUGUGAAAACACGAAUUACUGAAUGCGACAAUUUCUACAAACAUGUGUGCCAUGGCGGGAACGAAGAAUUGCACAGGACUUCACCCGAAUUUCUUAAGACGUUGCUCUACCAAAAACUGAAAGGUAUACUAGAAGACGAAUAUAGUCAUACACAGAAGCCUGGCAUAGAAAGUGGUGUCGAUGGCGAUCAUGUAAACAUCGAACUAAUGGCCAAGAAGCUGUACAGCAUCUGUGUAAAAGAUCAGCAGAACUCCAAAGAAAAAGUACAAGAAGCACUUAAACAAGUGCUGCGAUCAGCUGGUAUAGAUGAAUGGCCCUUGAUGACUGAGUCACAUCAGCAAUACGAUGAGGUCUUGAAAAAGACAGGGCUUAGACCUGUGGCAACAAUAGCGGCUGUUCCUGAUCCAAAGAACCUACAGUUCAUGUUAGCGGUGAACGCGCCUCUUCCUCGGUUCGCAGCAUAUCCGGAUGCGAUGGUGCAAAUCCGUAGUCGUCAUGAAAUGCACAAAGCGUACAAGGACCUGAUCCGCAUGGUGCUAAACUUGUUUUGUGGAAGGCAAAGUAACAAAGUCGGACCUAAAGCGGGUUCUGAUCAGGACUCGAGCAAUCAUGAGGAGCAGAGAAGCAUGGUUGAAGAACCACAGAAUGCACCUGAGAAAGACAGAGCGAUUGAACAAGUUAUAUCGGACAUUAUUGACGUGGAAGUCAAAAUUGCUGAAAUGAUCAUAAAGGGUCGUGGAAACGAUUACUAUCAGACAGACACGGCGCAAAACUGGCAAAAGAGAUUUGGAAAAUUUCCCAUAUUUACAGGACUGGAAAUGGAUGUCACAAGAGCCAAGAGAACUCUGGCAAAUAACUACGAAAUAGGUGUGCACCUUAUCGGUUAUUUCAAAGAGUUGGCUAAAUAUCUCGAGACCCUGCCAGUGAGGAAGCUAAUAAACUACGCUGGCUGGUACUUUGCCCGAGAGGUUGCGGACGUAAUGACUUCGGAGGUCCGGCAGUAUCUUAACCGCUUUCUUGGCACAGUGUCCAAACCUGGAAUCCAAGUGGUUCUGAACAAAGAUCACUGUAUUGACAAGCUCAUUGGAUAUCAUGGUGUGAUGGAAGCUGGCGUCGCACAUUUGUACCUAUUGCGCUACUUCGGUCAAAGAGCCAUCAACGAAGCGUCUGAAAUGGCACGUCACCUUAAUUCAUCAUUCUACAGUUUUGUCAGCAGGAAUUCGUGGAUGGAUCAAGAGACACACGAGAAGUCGCUGCAAUGGAUGAGUCAACUGCAGUACCAAAUGGGCGCUCCCCAUAAACUUCUUGAUGAUGCAACAAUUCAACAACAGUAUGAUCUCGUCAAGUUACCAACGCAAGACAAUCUUUUGCGGUACAUAUACGCCUAUCGGGACAACAAUUUUCUGCAGAUGUUGAGAAAGAAUCGGGAGGCGUAUGAUAGAAAUGAUAUAUGGCCGGUGUCAACAUUAGCUACCCAUGGGAGGUACUCGGAAUUCUACACUUGUUUAGGUGUGCCUGCAGGUGCGCUUCAAGAACCUGUAUUCAGAUAUAAUGCGUCGAGAAAUAAACGCUGAAUGAAAUGCUGACGUGAUCCUAAACAAGAUCAACAAGCGCCGUAGUGCUCGACCUUACGACGCCCAUAUUCGUAAGCUUAUAUUCGUGAUUUUUUUUUGGGGGGGGGGGAAGGGGGCGGCGUUAUGCUCUUGUACCCUAGACAUGUCCCUAGGACGUCUCUGAUGUGCUCGUUUUUAUUCUCAAGUACGCAAUGAAAACUCUCAUCGCUGCAAGUUCAUGAUGUAUUGGUGGCAGGCCACCAUGGCGUGUCGCGCAAGUAUAACCACGCUGAUUCGUUUGGGUUGACAUAUACUGUUUUGUGCGUCAUACUUCGCCACAUUCAUUUUUCAAACUAUGCCAGAGCUCGAAAAGCGCGGCCAACUCACUACGUCCCUUACCUCUGUUUACUUCCGCAAAAUGUGUGUUUAUCGCAGUGGUUACCGAAUACGCCCAGCGGCAUGCUACGACACAAGCCUUUAUGGCGGCUGAGCAACUGAAGUCGCAGGCUUUAUUCAACAUGGCGUCGACGUUCAAUAUGGCUAUCCUCAAUUACUUUUCGCGGACUUCGCUCACCGCCUUCUCUCCAGUGUCAUCUCUUACGCUACUCGCUCCUGCUAGACACAACACAAACACGCAACGACCUUAAUGAAGUAUCAAUUACAGGCUAGUUGACACACUGUCGACGUAUAUUUCCGCUGAGCACCGGGAUUGGAGCGUUGUCCUGUCUAUGGUGACAUUAUCCGUCUACAGCCUCUCUCAACAACACCGCUCGUUACUCAUCACGUUUUUUUUUUUUUUUGUCGGCAAGAGCAUAGCGUAUUUCCUCUGAAUGUACUUUCGGCUUUAAGUGUGACCUUGCACGCCCGCUUAUUCUGUUACGUUGACGGCGACCGUUGUCGUCAGGAUGCCCCCUCAUUCUGAGCUUCGCAGUCACCAGAGAGCACAGAAAGCUGUCUUCACAAACAAACCACCGAGAUUCGAGCCCAUCUCCCAAAUGCUCCAUCUUACAUUUGGGAAAUGGGCACGCUAACCAUUACGCUACCACCUGCCUCCACCAAUUUCUGUUUAUCUAUCUGCCUGGAGCAAUUGCCGGACUUGUUCGCCAGGCUAAACCCGCCUGCUGCUACAAUUCACCACCACCACCACCACCAUCCCACUUCACGUUUUUGCCGCAGACGCAGGCAGAAUGGAUGCAGAAACGAAAAAAAAGUAAAGAUUGCUUGAGCGGCCAGCUGACGCAUGACCUUAACUUUGGCAGGUUAUUCUCAUUGAAGCGCAUGUAGGCUUGCGGCUGUGUGCAGAUUGUGGGUCGCCUUAGCUUUAUUGUAAAUUUGCUUUCACCGACUCUUUUCAGCUAGAACUCAAAUGCCGGAAAAAAUGAUACCUACCGUUGAAUAUUUUUUUCUUGUUUUCUUGGUUUCAA
This is a messenger RNA of Dermacentor andersoni, 3061 nucleotides long. NCBI's taxonomy places the organism in Eukaryota, Metazoa, Arthropoda, Arachnida, Ixodida, Ixodidae. The record is from RefSeq and is a predicted model, not a curated record.